Messenger RNA from Coffea eugenioides, 631 nucleotides. RefSeq lists its product as uncharacterized. Bases 206 to 559 code for a protein of 117 amino acids. The transcript is spliced from 4 exons. The record is from RefSeq and is a predicted model, not a curated record. Lineage: Eukaryota; Viridiplantae; Streptophyta; Magnoliopsida; Gentianales; Rubiaceae.
UUGCAGGUAUAGUUUUCUCUCCAGAGAUUUGCCGCUGCUCCUUUCUUCUUUCUUUUCCGUUCUUCCUCCCAUCCUGUUUUCUCCCUUAUUUCCUUCUGCUACCUUAUCUUUCGUCUUCCCUCCUCCUCUUCAACAUCAUCUUGCCUCCCUUCCCUCUCCCUUUCCGAAACAGAACGGAAAAAAGGUAGAAGGACACGAGAAUUUCAUGUUCAAGAUGGAAAAAAUCUACUUGAUUACGUGGCUGAACAUAUUCAAUAGGAAGCAAGAGGUAGAGCAAUACCAAAGAAAAAUUCAGUUGAAGUUUCAAAGGAUGCUUGAUUGUUCCCUUGAGGAAAGCACGACUCCAACGAUAGUAUUUGCCGAAUGGGAGCAAAAUUUAUGUCUUCGAAAUGAUAAAAAAGAAUUUCCAUCAAAACCGGAAUUUGUGGCUGAUCAUUCUCUUGAAGAAGGCGUAAUACUUGUUUUUCUUCCUCCAUCCAGCAAUUCUUUUGCUGCUGUUGUCUUUAACAAAAAGGAAUUGAAAAUAUGUAUCUAUGGCAUUAUAAAAUUUGUAAUUUGAUUGUGGUUAGCACAUGUUGCUUUCUUGUGAACCUCUUCUCCAUUAAGUUAUUUUAUUGUUAGUUCUUCCUUA